GGGGAAGAAAAGAGAAUAUGGAGUAAAAAGAGGAAAUAUUGGAGAAGAAGAGAAAAUAUUGGGGAAGAAAAGAGAACGUGGAGGGAAAGGAUGAGAUAUUGGAGAAGAAGGGGAAAUAUUGGGGAAAAAGAAAAAAAAAUUGGAGAAGAAAAUAACGGAGAAGAAGAGGAAACGUUGGGGGAGAAAAGAGAAUAUAAAAGAAAAAGAGGAACUGUUGGAGAAGAAGAGAGGGAAGAUGGAGGCAGCGGUGCGGGGCGCAGGGCCGGCUCGGCAGUGUGGGCGCGUGCCAAGGGAGGAGGGCGGGGGGGGGCAGGGGGGGGCAGGGGCGGCCCCACAUCCCCAAUCCGCCGCCGCUGCCCCCGGUGCCCCCUGCCCGCCGCGGGCAUGCAGGGCAUGGAGCUGUGCGCCGUGGCCGUCGUCAUCCUCCUCUUCAUCGCUGUCCUGAAGCAGUUCGGCAUCCUGGAGCCCAUCUCUGUGGAAGGUAACCCCGACUCUCCCCCCUCCCCACGAUGGCACGGAGGUCGUUUUUGGGGUGCCCACCCCACGCCGCCCGUAGGGGAUGUCGUCUGUGUUGGAUGCGUGGACUUUUUGGGGUGGUUCUUUGGAAUGUCCGUGGUGGAAUGCAGAGGUUUUGGGGCGUCCCUUUGUGCCAUGUCAUGGCCCUGCUCUCCCACCACGCUGCGGGAUGUUAGGGGGCUCUGAGCCCAUCUCCGCCCCUGAGAUGGCACAGCGUGGACCCACAAACCCACAGGGACCCCCAAGACCCCCCGAGAUGGCACCUCCACACCCAAAAGCUGCACAUGGGGGUGCACAGCAUUUAUCCCCCCUCCCCAUUCCCAUCCCAUCUUCCCCAUCCCGAAGUUCCUGCUCUUCCCCGCUCAGCGCUGAGCCGCUCCGCAGGGGCUUCACGGGGCUGAAAACAUUAAUGGGCAUCAUUUAUUAAUUACCUUCCGGCAGCGCGGAUGGCCGGGGCGGGGGCGGCUGCAGGAUGCGAUGCGGGUGGGGAUCUGGGCAGGGGCUGCUGGGGAUGCUCUACGAUGUUCCAGAAUGCUUUGGGAUGUGCUCGGGGAUGACUGGAGAUUCUUGGGGACGCUCCGGGAUGCUUUGGGAUGCUCUGAGAUUCUCCAAGAUCCUACAGAACGAUCCGGGAUGCGCCGGGAUGCUCCGAGAUGCUCUUGGGGAUGCUCUGGGAAGCUGCAGGAUGCUUGGGGUCAAUCUGAGAUGCUCCAGGAUGCUCUGGGAUGCUCCGGGAUGCUGCAGUAUGGUUGGGGAUGCUCUAAGAUGCUCAGGGUUGCUUUGGAAUGGUCAGGGAUGCUUUGGGAUACUCUGGCAUGCCCCAGGACGAUGCAGGACGCUUGGCGGUGCUCUAAGAUGCUCAGGAAUGUUUUGGGAUGCUCCAGGAUGCUUUGGGAUGUUCCAGGGCGGUCCAGGAUGCUGCAGUAUGGUUGGGGAUGCUCUUAAGAUGCUCAGGGAUGCUUUGGGAUGCUCCAGAAUGCUGCAGGACGCUCAAGGAUGCUUUGGGAUGCUCAGGGAUGCUUUGGGAUGCCAAGGGAAGCUCCAGAAUGUUUCACGGUGCCUGGGGGUGCUCGGGGGUGCUCUGACAUGCUUGGGGAUGCUGCAGGACGCUCUGAGAUGCUCCAGGAUGCUGAAAUAUGCUCGGGGAUGCUCCAGGAGGCUGUGGGAUGCCCGAGGAUGCUUUGGGAUGCUCAGGGAAUCUCCAGAACGUUUCAGGGCGCCUGGAGAUGCUUUGGGAUGUUCUGGGGUGCUUGGGGAUGCUUUGGGAUGCUCCAGGAUCGUGUUGCUGGAGCAGGCACAGCCCAGCAGCUCCCGAGAACCCCCCCAAGUGCAAAAGGAGCUGUUUCCUCCCUCGCUCGGGUUGCGAAACCCGGAGUUCGCAGCGGCUGCAACCACCGGGGGAGCUCCGCAUCGCGACAGGGAAAGCCGCCGGCUUCGGGGAUUCCCGUUGUGCUUCCGAGCGCUGCCAGAUCCGGGAUGA
Messenger RNA from Gallus gallus (chicken), 1996 nucleotides. RefSeq lists its product as uncharacterized. The record is from RefSeq and is a predicted model, not a curated record. NCBI's taxonomy places the organism in Eukaryota, Metazoa, Chordata, Aves, Galliformes, Phasianidae. The transcript is spliced from 2 exons. Bases 989 to 1996 code for a protein of 335 amino acids.